GGGUGGACCCUUGACUGACGCCCCUUUGGCUAUUGGUGCCUUCAGGUGCCACGGCCCCCUCGCGCUAUGUUGCUGCAAGUCGGGGUCUCGGCGCUCGCCAGGCGGGCUCUGCUAAGGAAGAGGGUCUCCUUCACCGCUUCUUGCAACAGACCGGCCGCCUUCAUGUCGACCUUGCUCAUCAACCAAGCCCAGUACGCGUGGCUGAAAGAACUGGGGCUUCGAGAAGAAAACGAGGGAGUUUACAAUGGCUCCUGGGGAGGAAGAGGGGAGAUUGUGACAACAUAUUGUCCUGCAAAUAAUCAGCCCAUAGCUAGAGUUUGCCAGGCAAGUUUGGAAGACUAUGAAGAAACAAUAAAGAAAGCUAAAGAAGCUUGGCAAAUAUGGGCAGAAGUCCCUGCACCUAAACGAGGAGAAAUAGUGAGACAGAUUGGAAAUGCCUUGAGAGACAAAAUCAAAAUUUUGGGAAAUUUGGUAUCGUUAGAGAUGGGGAAGAUCUUUGUUGAAGGUGUUGGUGAAGUCCAGGAAUAUGUAGAUAUCUGUGAUUAUGCUGUUGGUUUAUCUCGAAUGUUUGGUGGACCCAUGCUUCCUUCAGAAAGACCUGGACAUGCCUUAAUAGAACAAUGGAACCCUUUGGGAUUAGUUGGCAUCAUCACAGCCUUUAAUUUUCCUGUUGCAGUUUAUGGCUGGAACAAUGCAAUUGCACUGGUCUGUGGCAAUGUCUGCAUCUGGAAAGGUGCACCGACAACAUCUCUCACCAGUGUGGCUGUUACAAAAAUAAUUGCACAAGUUCUGGAGAAUAACAAACUGCCUGGUGCUAUUUGUUCUCUGGCUUGCGGUGGAGCAGAUAUUGGCACAGCAAUGGCAAGGGAUGAGCGAAUUGAUCUGCUCUCCUUCACUGGCAGCACCAAGGUGGGCAAGCAGGUAGCUCUGACAGUACAGGAGAGAUUUGGACGAUGCCUGUUGGAGCUUGGUGGAAACAAUGCUAUUAUUGCAUUUGAAGAUGCAGAUCUCAACCUGGUCAUCCCAUCUGCCCUCUUUGCAGCUGUGGGGACAGCAGGCCAGAGGUGCACAACUGCCAGGAGGCUGUUUUUGCAUGAAAGCAUCCAUGAUGAAGUGGUGGAAAAACUCCUGAAGACAUAUGCUCAAGUCCGUAUUGGAGAGCCAUGGGAUGCGAACACCUUAUAUGGUCCUCUUCAUACAAAGCAAGCAGUUAAGUUGUUUCUUGAUGCAGUGGAACUGGCCAAACAGCAAGGUGGCUCUGUUGUCUGUGGUGGGAAGGUUAUAGAGCGCCCUGGAAACUAUGUUGAACCAACCAUUGUGAUUGGCCUUCCCCAUGAUGCUCCAAUUGUGCAUACAGAGACAUUUGCUCCUAUUCUCUAUGUGCUGAAAUUCAAGACAGAGGAAGAAGCUUUUGCUUGGAACAAUGUAGUGAAACAAGGCUUGUCCAGCAGCAUCUUCACUAAGGAUUUGGGCAGAAUAUUCCGAUGGCUUGGGCCCAAAGGAUCAGACUGUGGAAUUGUUAAUGUCAAUAUCCCUACUAGUGGGGCUGAAAUUGGAGGUGCAUUUGGAGGUAAUAAACACACAGGUGAUGGAAGGGAAUCUGGUAGUGAUUCAUGGAAGCAGUAUAUGAGACGAUCCACUUGCACAAUUAAUUACAGCAAAGAUUUGCCUCUUGCUCAGGGAAUCAAAUUUAAUUAAGUGUCAGGUGGAAGCACUUCCUUUGGUGAACCUGGCAUUAAAGAACCAAGCAUCUAUUGAUUUCAAACCUGAACCCGUAGCUACCUGAAACUUCAAACAUUGAGGAUGUUUAUAACUGCUGCGCUGGUCUCAUCCAGAAAAUUCAAAUUAUGUUAUACAUGGCAAUCAAUGUAACAAUGUGCCCAGACUCUGAAUCUGUGCAGGGCAAGUCAGAUGAAGAGUUUGGUAGCAAAGUAGAAUUUGGAUCAUCAGCUACAACAUUUGGAUUAUGAGCUACACAAAUCCUAAAAUGUCUCUUACAUUUGCCACAGUGGCAGCGCGAUGGUGGCCAAUGAGUUUGCAAGUAAUUGAUAUGAAAUUGGCUUCAGUGCAGAAAUAAACUUUAUAAAGCUUUUGCUA
Molecule: messenger RNA, 2097 nt
Organism: Candoia aspera
Lineage: Eukaryota; Metazoa; Chordata; Lepidosauria; Squamata; Candoiidae
Gene: ALDH7A1
Product: aldehyde dehydrogenase 7 family member A1
Exons: 18
Coding region: 67-1698 (543 amino acids)
Molecular function (GO): aldehyde dehydrogenase (NAD+) activity
Source: RefSeq, a predicted model, not a curated record